UAACUGCAUUCUGAGAGGCUUAAAUGGAUUUAAAUGCUGUUUACCAAAUUUCAUAAGAAACUUAAUCCUCAUCACUUAUGCAGAUGGCUGCUUACACAUUGUUACUAUUUAAAUAUACUUUGCACGAUACACCUUUGACGUCUUCAAACUCGACGGCUCUAGAUCUUCGCGAAAGUUGAUAUGCCCAAAUUUCAUGGACUAUGGGGUAUGAAAAAACGUCAACACUAAAUAACUGGCUCUUGUGAGACUCCUCCGCCUCGUGGGUGACCACAGCAUGAUACGGUCUUUUGAAAAUUGGUUUUCCGCAACAAAGACCAAUGUUUUAUGAAAGAUGCACUGCGUGUAGCACAAAAUCGAAUAUCCCUUAAUGUUCGAAAAGAAGUAUUCUUUUGUUAAGGAGGUACAUUAAGUAUCGGUCUAAAUGGAUAUAUGAUCGUUAUACCUUAAUAUUGGAUGUGGUCGAUUUGCAGAGUAAACAAAAGAUUAUGGAUGCAUGGGACCCCUUUAAUACUGAUAUAAAUUGGUCCAAGUUUUGCAGUACUGCAUUAUUAUCUAAAUACGCUCCAAUCAAAAGGGAGGAAUCGACGUUUUAUUUUGUCCUAAAUAACAGAUUGAAAGUGGAUUGAAGGAGCUUUUGAUUUUAAAGACAUCGUAUUAGACUCUGAUUUAUGUUAAAGUGACUGGGUCUAAACUUUUUAAUCAAAGUAGUGUGCUAAAAUUUAUGUGAAAUUUGGAAGUAUUUAAUCGGAUUUGUUGUGUAAUACGGACCAAAUACAAAUUAUUUUGUUGCAAGCUUAUAAUAAGAUCAGCGUCGAUAGAUUUCUACAAAUCGCAAAAGGACGUUGUCCUGUUUCCUCUAGCGAUAUAUUCGUAUGUGGGAUGUUUAAAUAAUGAUGGGGAAAAUAUGGAAAUGCAAUUUAAGUUAUGAAUAUAUUUGUGUUUCUUUUGCGAUAAAACACUAGUGUCUUCAUGUCGGCAAGACGACCAAUGACGAGAGAAAAAACAAUUCUACCCCAAAUAGGCAGGGAUGAAAUGCUGUUUACACCCACCCUAGUGUCCGAGCUGACGGAAAUCUUCCCACUCAUUGGAUUAAACAGAAUUGAUAUCAGAUUUAGUCAAAAGAAAAUUGAGAGGUCUGGACAUCAGUUUACCAUUAUAAAGAAACGGGUGGAACCGAUCACGGACGAUAGAGCAAUGGACAGCAGCAGUGAUGGGUUCGAUCUCCCAGAGGAUGCCAUAGACAAAGUUGCCAAAGCCAAUUCAGUGAAGACGGAGUCUGCUCAAAUUCUUCCAGAGGUACGCGCCUCGCCCUGUGCUAUUCAUUUCAAAAAAGACAAAAGAAAUGAUUUACUUUUUCACAGUAAUUAUCACGCUGGACAGCAUUCGCCAAGUACGGUGAGGAAAACUAAACUGUUAAAAGACGGAAAGCUGGAGAAUCCCGAGCGCAGGCAGCCCCCGCCUUUAUUGAAUACCUUACCGAGGGGCAUGCCCUCCAAAGAGUUUGUCAUGACCUGGUUAAUGCAUGGGUCAGAACCUAGUGGCAAAAGUCACUUCCCAGACAUUGUUAUUCCCGACGGAAGACCUAAAAGAUCGAAAGGAAGAGAAUCCCUGCGGAAAUCCACUAUUAGCGAAUAACCAGACUCUUACGAGUGAUUUAAGAACCAUACAAAUCAUUCAGUUUCUAGUCAAUAUUUAGUUUGGAGGAUGAUGUGCUCUGAUUGAGUGAAGAGUCUGUUUAGUGCAUUUUUUUAAUUGGAAUUAUUGUGACCGUAAUGGACUAUUCUGUGAUAUUGUGCUAUUAGACCAACUAAUUACUAUACAUUGCACUACAUAUGCGCGUUUAUCAUUGAACAGGUGCGUGGAUCAUAAAUCUUUGUUUCGGUGUCAUGGCAUUGUUAUUAUUAUUACUUGCAUGAAAUGUAUUUAUUUUAACUAUUGGAUAUGAAUGAGUACUGUGAGUUUAUUAAAGUAGUACUAUUAAAGUUAAUAUGCAUAGUUUUCUGUCGUUAUAUAUAGGGCUUAUUGGUAUGCUCAGUUAUUC
Molecule: messenger RNA, 2041 nt
Organism: Saccostrea cuccullata (small rock oyster)
Lineage: Eukaryota; Metazoa; Mollusca; Bivalvia; Ostreida; Ostreidae
Exons: 2
Coding region: 970-1635 (221 amino acids)
Source: RefSeq, a predicted model, not a curated record